Messenger RNA from Acanthochromis polyacanthus (spiny chromis), 2809 nucleotides. RefSeq names its product fibroblast growth factor 20-like. Gene Ontology annotation, cellular component: cytoplasm. Lineage: Eukaryota; Metazoa; Chordata; Actinopteri; Pomacentridae. The record is from RefSeq and is a predicted model, not a curated record. Bases 1058 to 1741 code for a protein of 227 amino acids. The transcript has 3 exons. Gene Ontology annotation, biological process: positive regulation of gene expression; positive regulation of cell population proliferation; cell differentiation. Gene Ontology annotation, molecular function: growth factor activity; fibroblast growth factor receptor binding.
GUCUGUGUCUGUGUGUCUGUGUAUUUGGUGUCUGUGCGGGCGUUGUAAACGUGCGGCUGCGUUACAUAAAACAGCAGCAAUAAAUCAACACCCGAGUGCGAAAAUUACGCAAAUGGGGGCUUUCCUCGCUCUUUCUCGCCGCACCUGAGUCAUUUCGAAACGAGGGGCGUGGAUUUGUAAAGCGUUUAGGAUAAUGGCGAUAUCACGUUCAUGCUGUUUGACAUACAAACAGAACGACUCUCUCUUUCUCGCCGUGUCCAAAUUCCCCACACAAGUUGUUGGGAGGGAGUUGCACACACUUUAAACCAUGCGCCCUGGAUGAAGUGCCCAUGAGCAAUAGUCUUUGACAUUGUGUUUUACACCCUUGAGCGUCAAGGAAGCAAUCUUGUAGCCUGAGCCAAAAUGAGGCUGUCAGGUCGUUUUUUUAAUUAUCACCGAAAGUCCCUCGCUCUGUGCGCUGAAACUGAAUAUCAAAGGUGAGACAGGAGAACAACGAGCAGCAGAGGGAUGGAGCGGAACAGAAACGAGCCAUAAAGGGAGGGGGAUACGGGGUGCAUUUGCAUAAAAAGGCAACUCGGGGUGAAAAUGAAGCACUGCUUUAGAUUGGAUGGACGUGGAGCCAAGUGCGCUGGUUUCACUGCGCUGCUGAGAGAGAGAGAGAGAGAGAGAGAGAGAGAGAGAGAGAGAGAGAGAGAGAGAGCCCCUGAUGUGCGCCGGAGCAAAGGGGAGUAUCGUAUCCCGAGGUGAAGAGGAGAGAGAGAGGGAGAGAGAGAGAGAGAGAGGGAUAAAUAGCUGGAGAGAGGAGGAGAAGGGAUACGGACUGCUGCAAACGGAGCUACACCGUCUCCGUACAUCAAGAUAACGCAGGAGUUUCAUCCCACUUAGAAGACAAUCUAAUUAACAGUGCGCCAAAACACGCACUCACCGGGGAUUUUCUCUUUAACUUUUCUUUUUCUUGGCUUCUCGGGCUGCUGACCUUCGCUCGCCCACGGAGCCUCUCUGCCCAUCACUCGGAUCCUCCUGAGGCGCAGCCAGCGUUGGGUUCUCUGAGUCUGUGAUGGGGGCAGCGGCCGAGGUUGGGAGCUUCGUCAACGGAUUUCUGGGCAGCUUUGGUCCCGCGGGUGCCGCUCCGGCUCCCGUUGGCUCUCAUUUUGUUCUCACCCCAGCCGGGGCGGUGGACUACAACUCGGUAAGCGGACUGAUGAUGGGGGGACACGGGCAGCAGCAGGAGCACCUGGUGUCCGCCGAGAGACUGUCCCGGAGCCUGGCGGACACCAGCCACCUCGAAGGGAUCCUGAGACGGAGGCAGCUCUACUGCAGGACCGGCUUCCACCUGGAGAUCCAUCCCGACGGCACCGUGCAGGGCACCAGGAAGGACCACAGCAGAUUCGGUAUUCUGGAGUUCAUCAGUCUAGCUGUUGGACUGGUCAGCAUCAAAGGGGUAGACAGUGGACUUUACCUCGCCAUGAACAGCAAGGGAGAGCUGUACGGAUCGGAGAAGCUGUCAGCAGAAUGUGUUUUCAGAGAGCAAUUUGAAGAAAACUGGUACAACACCUACUCCUCUAACAUCUACCGGCAUGGAGAAAGAGGUGCAUUUUACUUUGUUGCUCUGAACAAAGAUGGGACGCCCAGGGAUGGAACGAGGUCGAGGCGGCAUCAGAGGUUCUCUCACUUCCUACCAAGGCCCGUAGACCCGGAUAGAGUACCAGACUUGUACAGAGACAUACUGGGGCAGAGCUGAGACUGAAUGAGCAUUACCAUGACCCUGUCAAAGCUGGUCUGAGCUGAAAAAAACAAAUUGAGUGCACCUAAACUCAUCUCCUCUCUUGAGGAAGAUGGAAGAUCUUGUCGAUCUGGACAAAGCAGGAUCAUAGAAAGUGCACCAAAACAACACACUCCCCACCUCGACACAGAAGAAACACCAAGCAGGUCGGGGAGUUUGACUGAACUGCACCAGGGAUCUUCUGAGACAUGAGGACCCAAGACAGAAACAGCGUCUAACUAGGCCCAAAAUGUGGCCCCUUUAUUGGCCUAUGCAAAGGCCCUGGUGGCCAAAGAGAUGACUGUUGGAUUUCUUUAUAGUUUCUGGUAAUGAAAUCCAACUAAAUGGUGGUCCAGGCUGCAUGUUCAAAAGGACAGAGGUGUGGACUUGAUAGUUGAGGUUAACCACUGGCUGCUAGUAGCUUUUUCCUGCUGUGGCUGCUGAAUCUUGUCACUUCCACUGUUUUCAGUUGGCCUUUUAAUUUUAUUCAAACAUGACUGUGGCUGCUAUGUAAACGGUUAAUUAAAAUGCAUAUUCCACUGUAGAGUGUGACUAGUUUACACACAAAAGGUAGUUUCAUGCACUGGAAAGCAGCCAUGUCUGCUCUGGGGUAUGGGUCUUAUAGCUGGGGGAUGACCAUUCUUGGACUAACUGCUAUGAAGUCAUGGAUGGAUUUCCUUUGAUUAGUACAAAGAUAGAUGCUGCUGAGAAGAUGCGACUUUUCUGCAAAGUGCAUGAGGAAGAAGAGAAAAAGAACAGGUCUAAAGGAAUUUCAUACUGACUUCUUCUGUCCUGGAAUAUCAUGUGUUGUUGGAACUCUCAUUUGGGGACCCAGUGAAGGAAUUGUGUUGUUGUCCAACUGACUGCAGUCAAACAUUGAGGAUGGGAAUGACAAAGACACCUUUACAAGCAUUUUGACAGAUUUUAUUCUUAUUUAUGAGUUUUUGUUUCUUAGGACAUACAGUAUAUUUAUUUCAUAUAUUUAUUUAUUUUGAGAUUCUAUUUUUACAGGUAUGAGAUAAAAUAAAAAAAACACAUCAAUAACAA